GAAAGGCGUUCAGAACUUUUCGAGAAGUCGAACCGUCAACACAUGUGAGUAUUUGUACGUAUGUACUUAUCGUCUGCUGUAUGAUCGAAUAUCGAAUAGGCGCUUGGCCAUGGAUCGCUGCAUUAGGUUUUCGUAAUCCCCGAAACCCAGACAAACCACUAUGGAAGUGCGGAGGUUCCCUGAUAUCGGCUAGGCAUGUUUUGACCGCAGCACAUUGUGCACAUAUGGAUGGAAUAGAAAACAUACACAAUCAUAAUAUUGUCAUUCUUAGAUUGGUGGAGGAGGUGCCAUUUUCGAGGUACGUAUAUCCCAUUUGUACGAAAGAGCCCCUACGAAAGAGCAACUUCGUCGGCUAUAACCCCCUUGUUGCUGGAUGGGGAGCAUUAAGAUAUAGACGACCACGACGUAAUGCAUUAAUGGAAGUACAAAUGCCAGUGAUUAAGAACGCCGAAUGCAAAAUAGCUUAUUCCAAAUUUCCUAAUGCACCUGAUAUCACUGAUGGUAUAAUAUGCGCCGAACAUGCUCAGGGUGGAGAGGAUUCUUGUACGGCUGACCGCGGCGGACCACUGCUGAUACAACAUGAAUUAACCUCGUAUUUAAUAGGUAUUGUGUCUUAUGCUUAUAAGUGCGGCACAGCUGGGUAUCCCAGCGUUUACACUAGGGUCACAUCGUACCUUGACUUCAUUCUCCAAGCGAUGCAAUAAUAUGAUAUUACUGUUCCAUAAAUAUCAUUGUGUAAAAAACGUAAAGUUGGAUUUUCUUAUUGUGGAGAUAAGAAACAGCUCAAAUUUACAUUGUUUUGUACGUUACAAAUUAUAGGCUUAAAAUGUACGAAAUGUAACUUUGAAACGACACUAAUUUUUUACGCACGAUAAACCUCCACGACUUAGGUAUGUAAAG
Molecule: messenger RNA, 900 nt
Organism: Bombus huntii
Lineage: Eukaryota; Metazoa; Arthropoda; Insecta; Hymenoptera; Apidae
Product: venom serine protease Bi-VSP-like
Exons: 6
Coding region: 81-704 (207 amino acids)
Biological process (GO): proteolysis
Molecular function (GO): serine-type endopeptidase activity
Source: RefSeq, a predicted model, not a curated record